AUUGAGGCUGUCAUAAUUAUUUAAUGUCCUAUUUCAGAAGUCUUCAGAAGUACAAAACAGUUGUACCGUCCUUCUGGACAGAUCAGAGUCUGUUCAUCAGGGAUGGGUUCAUCAUGGGUUUCACUAUAGAAAUGAUCUUCCUCUACACAAACAUGUAUGACUCUUUCGUAAGGAAAGCCACACUUAAAUGACUUGAACAAAAGAGGUAUUUCGAUUACAAGCUAAAAGAGAAGAAGAAGCUUGAUGAAAUCAGGGAGAAUAAGAAGAAACGAAUCCAGGAAAUACAGCAGAUGUUGGGGAAAGAUCCCCCUGGAGAGUCUAUCCCUGAUCCGAAAGUUGAGUAA
This is a messenger RNA of Moneuplotes crassus, 344 nucleotides long. Lineage: Eukaryota; Ciliophora; Spirotrichea; Euplotida; Euplotidae. The record is from the annotation of a GenBank genome assembly.